AAACCGUCAAGUAAUCGUCAGAGUAGGGGGAUUUUAUCGGAAAUUAUAUGCUUGCAUAUACCCCGAAUACGUUCGAUGAACAUUGCUAGUAAACGUAAAUGCGUGACUGAGAAAUGCAUCGCAUCAUAGGCAACAAAUAAAGGAUUUAUUCGAAAAAUCUUUACAUUGACCUUGACGCAAUUUCUUUAAUCUCACGACUUUGCUACAGUAAUUAUAACCAUGUCAGGCACAAAGGAGUUGACAGAACUACAAGUAUUCAAGACAGUCCUAUAUUACAGUGUGGUAAUAAUAGCAUUACCCGUGAUAUCAUUCUUUACAAGCAAGAUUUUCCUUUUUGAUGGUCUAUUGGGACUCAACAAUGUACCAAGUAAUGUAUACUCCGCUGCUGUUGCAGUUUUAGUAUUACAUAUUGCCUUAGGAGCCUUUAUAUACAGAGCAUAUUUUGAUGAUCGGUCGAGGACACAAGUUAAGAGAGAUUAAUUCUUUAUUAAGUACACCUUGGUGACCAUUUACGACAUAAUCACAGUCAAUACAUUUAUUUUCGACAUUGUUUAGCUGAAACUCUUCAAAAGGUAUGCUGUAUAUAAACACAUCUUUAUAAACAGCAUUUGUUGAUAUAUUUUAUCUUACUUUUGCUUUAGCAAAUAAGUCAGGUGGUUGCUAAUUUCACAAAAAUAACAUAACAUCGUCUAUGCUAUACACGAUUUAUAUGUGGAAAAUAAUUAUAUAAGUUAUAAAAUAACUUACAUUCCAAAAUUCAUUUAAAUUAUAACAUUUGCAAUGUGUACUUUAAAUAUACCGUUCGAUGUUUAUGCGAUUGUUAAUAUGUUACUAUAAUUUUCAUAAUAUUACAUAAAAAUACAAUAAAGUACUGCGGUGCACUUACUGAAUA
This is a messenger RNA of Odontomachus brunneus, 892 nucleotides long. RefSeq names its product vacuolar ATPase assembly integral membrane protein VMA21 homolog. Gene Ontology annotation, cellular component: endoplasmic reticulum membrane. The coding region runs from base 220 to 480 and encodes 86 amino acids. The record is from RefSeq and is a predicted model, not a curated record. The transcript has 4 exons. Gene Ontology annotation, biological process: vacuolar proton-transporting V-type ATPase complex assembly. Lineage: Eukaryota; Metazoa; Arthropoda; Insecta; Hymenoptera; Formicidae.